AAUUGAAUUUCUGGAUUAAGAUGAGGUGAAUGAGUAGCAUUUCAAUGUAACACCAUAUCCCACCAUUGGGAAGCUAUGGCAACGCUCGUCCAUGAUCCUCACGUGCGCUCUCACACCUCGUGAGAACUUCAGAUCCACGUGCCAAAGGCGGGGCAAGUGCUGCCAGAAUAAAGCUGGUAAGAUUUUGGAGUACCACAAAUUUAACAGCUGGCCUCACUUGGGUGUGGUGAAAGGAGGAGAAAUUAAGGAUAAAAAUGGUAGACAAGUACCAUGAAUUAUCCAGAGCUCACCUUACCUCUGACUAUCUUCAUGCAAACUCAACCACACAUGAAUUCCUCUUUGGAGCAUUGGCAGAAUUGGUGGAUAAUGCAAGAGAUGCCGAAGCAACGCUAUUGAACAUUUAUACAGAGAUCCAUGAAGAAUUGAAAGGAGGGUUUAUGCUGUGUUUUCUGGAUGACGGUAUUGGCAUGGAUCCAAAUGAAGCAGUAGACAUUAUUCAUUUAGGAAAAUCCAUGAAGAGGAUUUCAGAUUCCCGACUCAUUGGACAGUAUGGAAAUGGAUUGAAGUCUGGGUCAAUGAGAAUAGGUAUGGAUUUCAUCCUGUUUACCAAAAAAGACAAUACCAUGACCUGCAUUCUUAUGUCUCGAACAUUUUAUGAGAAAGAAGGUAUUGAUGAGGUGAUUGUGCCUGUGCCAUCCUGGCAUGCUGCAACUAAGGAACCCAUAACGACUGAUGAAAAAAAAUUCUCCCUUGAAAUUGCACUCAUUCAUAAAUAUUCUCCAUUUAAAAAGGAGCUUGAUGUGAUGCAACAGUUUAAUAAAAUUACAGGAGCAAGUGGUACUUUGGUAAUUAUCUACAACUUAAAAUUAAAUGAUGAUGGUGUACCUGAACUGGAUAUUGAAACAGACCCUUCUGAUAUACUACUGACAGGAAUGAUGGCAAGUGGAAUGAGGUAUAUUUAUAUUUCCAAAGGGUUCAAAAUACGUGCUUUGAGAGAGGUAAAGGAGGCAGAAGUUGCUGUUAAAAUAGCAGAGGAAAAUAUGCAGGAAGCAAAAUUUAAAGUGAAGGAGUUAGAAAAGACUUGUGACAACAACAUGGAAGCACAGAAUAGGUUUAAGCUUGCCAAUGCUCAUAGUAGAUUAUUAAAGUCACAGACAGAUGUAGACCGGAAGAAGAACCUGUAUCAAGAAAAGCUGAGAGCACUGAAAGACCCACAUAAACUGACUUUUAUUUUUGGAAUGAACAUUGAGGAAAGAAACUUGGAUGGAAUGUUCAUUUAUAACAACAGCCGCCUAAUCAAAAUGUAUAAGAGAAUUGGAGUACAGCUCAACCGCAUGUUAAGGUAUUGUUUUGGUGUUGUGGGUGUUGUUGAUGUGCCCAGUGUAAUGAUGGAGCCAACUCAUAAUAAACAAGACUUUGCAGAUGCCAAGGAAUACCACAGUUUGCUUCGAGUUAUGGGUCAGUUCCUGCUUCAGUAUUGGAAGGACCUUGGCAUUGCCCAAAUGGGAGUUGUGAAAUUCUGGAGUGAGUUUGGAUACUCAUCAACAAACUGGAAUUUGUCACCUUCAAAUGCACUUCAGUUCAAGAGGAGACGUGCCAUUGAGAUUCAAGUUAUAGUACAGUGCGACCUCUGUCUACGUUGGAGAAAUCUACCAUCCAACUUAGAUGUAAAUGACAGAGUAUUGGCUGAUAUCUGGGUCUGCUCCAUGAACCAAAAUCCUCAGCAAAAUAGCUGCGAUCUACCAGAACAGCUACCCCACAUUCCAUUAGGAACUCCAAUAAGGGGAUCAGUUUUAUCUGAUGAAAGGCAAGAGCUACUGGAAAAAUCAGUCCGACAACACUGGGAAAAAGCAGCUGCCUUACAAUUUCAGAAAAAGUUUCCAAUUAAGCCCUUAACAUACAAAUUGCCAUCUGACUUGAGAAACAAGUCUAUUUCUAAGGCAAAUUUCUGUAAAUGUAUGCAGAUGAUGUAA
Messenger RNA from Carcharodon carcharias (great white shark), 1973 nucleotides. RefSeq names its product ATPase MORC2-like. Lineage: Eukaryota; Metazoa; Chordata; Chondrichthyes; Lamniformes; Lamnidae. The transcript is spliced from 19 exons. Gene Ontology annotation, cellular component: nucleus. Gene Ontology annotation, molecular function: zinc ion binding. The record is from RefSeq and is a predicted model, not a curated record. The coding region runs from base 255 to 1973 and encodes 572 amino acids.